AUGUCAAUAGGAAAAGAUAAAUCUAUAAAGACAGAGAAUAAUAAAGAGUGUUGUAAUAAUAAAACAAGUAAGAUUUUGAAAGGCGUAACCAUGGGCUUAUUGAAGCAAUUAUUUUUCUGCUUUCGCUUUUAUAUGGACAUGUGCAUAGACUUUCUUUUUUCAUUAUACUGGGAUGGACAGCGUAGAACAAUACCAUCUUUGGAGAAAAAACAUAAUUUGCUUAAAGAAAGUGCUGUGACUUUGGCGGCAAAAAUAAGGAAUAAAGAAUUAAAGUCGAGAGAUUUAGUGGCCGCUUGCAUUGAGAGGAUUAAAAUUGUGAAUCCUUAUUUAAAUGCAAUAACUGAUGAGAGAUUUGAGGAUGCUUUGAAAGAUGCAGAAGAGGUGGAUAGAAUGAUAGAAAAGGGCUUAUCAGAUGAGGAAUUCGAGAAGAAACCCUUCCUAGGUGUUCCAUUCACGGCGAAAGAGAGUCACGGUGUACUCGGUAUGUUACAUACACUCGGCGUGACCGCUAGAAGCGGCGCACGCGCAACUGAGGACGCGGAAUGCGUACGUCUAUUGCGAAAUGCUGGUGCGAUACCUGUAGCUGUCACCAAUGUACCGGAGAUUAAUAAAUGGCAAGAAACACGCAAUAUGUUGUUCGGGCAGACUAACAAUCCAUACCACACAGGACGAACUGUCGGAGGCUCUAGUGGUGGUGAAGCCGCUCUUUGCGCAGCCCUAGCUAGUCCUAUAUCGCUGUGUUCCGAUAUCGGUGGUUCGACUCGGAUGCCUGCAUUUUUCUGUGGACUUUAUGGCCUCAAUCCUACACCUGGUCACACUAGUCUUAAAGGAUCGGUACUCCGAACUGGUCAGAACCCUACAAUGGCAUCGAUUGGCUUUGUAAGUAAACACCUGGAAGACCUGGCGCCUCUCACUCAAGUCGUAGCCGCAGAAAAGGCAGAUCUACUCAACCUGGAUAACAAAAUCGACAUUAAGGACGUGAAAUAUUUCUACACGGAAUGUGCCAAGGACCUUCGCGUGAGCCCUGUUUGUUCUGAACUGAGAAAAGCUAUGAGAAGAGUAAUAAAGCGUCUCUCCGACGAGUGCCCCAGUUCCCCCACUCCGUACUACCACAAUGGGUUUAACUAUAUGUACUCGUUAUGGAGACACGCUAUGACCAAAGAGAACGAACGCUUUGCAAGUCUGCUUCUCGAUAAUGCGGGAGAGGUUCACGGAUUAACAGAGUUGGGGAAGAAGUUGGUAGGAAAAUCUGAAUUUACUGCUGCAGCUAUUAUUAAAGUAUUGGAUGACCAAGUGUUGCCACCUGUUAAUAAAGAGUGGGGAGACAAACUUGCAGAGGAAUUGAAGAAAGAUCUUGUGAACAUCCUUGGUACAAAUGGUGUGUUAAUAUUCCCAUCAGCACCUCAGCCUGCGCCAUACCACUACAGCCUGUAUCUUCGGCCAUUUAAUUUCUCAUACUGGGGGAUAUUCAACGUCCUGCAUUUGCCUUCCAUUCAGAUCCCUCUAGGCCUUAACGCGGAAGGUAUUCCGCUCGGAAUCCAGGUCGUGGCUGGUCCGCGACAAGAAGCCCUCUGCCUCACAGUUGCGAAGCAUUUGCAGACUAUGUUCGGUGGAUAUGUGCCGCCUUGUACUAUUCAUGAUUAA
Messenger RNA from Pieris macdunnoughi, 1644 nucleotides. Lineage: Eukaryota; Metazoa; Arthropoda; Insecta; Lepidoptera; Pieridae. The record is from the annotation of a GenBank genome assembly.